UUAUAUUUUUUUGAAUAUCCUUUCAGUCCAUUAAGUUUUUUUUUAAAGCAAGUCUCAUUCAAUAUCACAUCUAUAAUCCAAAUAAUUCUUAUAUUUUUUUAGUUCAAUCUAUGAUAAUGCCCUUGCCUACAAAUCUGCCCCCUCUUCUAUUUUGGGUUUGAUGCUGAUAGAUUAUUUUAUGAAACAAAUUGGUUCCAUUUGUUUUCACUUGCUCUUGACUAAUUCAACUUCGAAAGUAACAUUGUCAAAUUAAUCUGCUACAUUUUCAUCACAAUUAUUCUUUCUCAAUGUUGCAUUACCCACACACCACCCUUCACCUCAAUAUCUAUUCUCUCACUGGCGCGAUUCUCUCUCUCUCUCUCCAAAGGGUUUCUUCAUUCUCCAGCACGACUUCUUCCUUCUCUGUGUUUCGGUUUGGAGACUUAUGGAUGAUGUUUUAUUUUGAAUUCUUAUGUUAUUUGAUUCUUUAUAGCCAUGGUUUACGAAAAAUCUUACAUUCAAAAGUUAUUGCAAACUUGUUUUCACAACUUGUUCUCAUCAAUCUGUGGAAAUAGACCAGAGAUGGAAGAUGUUAUUGCUGUUAAACCUCAACUUUUACAAGUCCCUUUGCAGAUGCUCAUGGAUGACGACAAACAUAUAAAUGAAAACUCAAAACACUCACCAGCAUUUUUCAGUGACUAUGAUGGACACAGAGGUUUUCAGGUUGCUAAUUACUGCUGGGAGCGUGUUCAUUCCGUGUUGAUUGAGAAGAUUGAAGCUCAAUAAUCAAGUUUGACAGAAACAAAUGAGAAAAAUGGUUGACAGGAAGAUGGGAGGAAAGUAUUGUUCAACUGUUUUCAGAAAGUAGAUGACGAGGUUGGAGGAACUGGUGCCGGUAGUAGCCGAAGUAACGGCGGGGGAUCCGAGUCUAACAUUGAACCUAUUGCUCAUGCGACCGUUGGCUCCAAUAACAUUUCCUUAAAGAAAAAAUAACAUUUCUCUAUUGUUAUUUUCUGCACCAGUUCACUGUUAAUGAGUUGUUAAGGUGGAUAGUAGAAACUCUUUAACAGAUACUGAUGUUCAUUUUAGUUUAUGACUAAUAUCAUUUUUCCAUUAUAUGUGCUGAAGCUUAAAUAUCGAGGGCUUCAAAAUUGCCUUCUCAUGAAAUGAAUUAUUGUUUCUUGCGAGAUCUUUUGG
Messenger RNA from Lathyrus oleraceus (garden pea), 1176 nucleotides. Its product is annotated as protein phosphatase 2C 7. Bases 475 to 765 code for a protein of 96 amino acids. The transcript is spliced from 2 exons. Lineage: Eukaryota; Viridiplantae; Streptophyta; Magnoliopsida; Fabales; Fabaceae. The record is from RefSeq and is a predicted model, not a curated record.